AUGCCUCUCUUCCGCUCGUCCUCUCCUCCUCCGGCCCCACCUCCCGCUGAGGCCCCGACCCGCAGUGGCACGGGGUUCUUCUCUCGUGGCCGUGCCGAAUCCCCCGAGCCCGUCUACAACCAAUCCAACGGCAGCGCUUCUGUCCGUUCUGGGUCUAUUCGCUCAGGAGGGUUCUUCUCCCGCCGUCGUUCGUCCUCAUCAGAUUCGGCGGGUCAUCAUGACCUAAAGAAGGAUCCCUCCAUCGUCGCUGCCCGCCAGAUGGUGACCGACGCGGAGUCCGCGGAGUCCGCCGCCGACCGCGCUCUCAUGGAGGCGCGCGCCGCUGUGCGUGCCACCAAGGAACAUGUCAGGUUACUCGAGCAGGAAGCUUUGGAGGAGGCUCGCCGGGCCAAGGCCAAGCAAGCCGAAGUGAAGGUCAUCCAGAAGACCACAGGUCGCCUUGGUCGCCACGGCUGA
Epithele typhae is the source of this 456-nucleotide messenger RNA. RefSeq lists its product as uncharacterized. Lineage: Eukaryota; Fungi; Basidiomycota; Agaricomycetes; Polyporales; Epitheliaceae. The coding region runs from base 1 to 456 and encodes 151 amino acids. The record is from RefSeq and is a predicted model, not a curated record. The transcript has 2 exons.